AAAACGCUUAUUUUGCUACUUCAUACUAUUUUAGAAACAUGAUGAUGGUCUACUUUUUAUUUUGCUUUGUGAUAAGUAUUUUUUUAUUUUUUGUUUAUCAAUUGUUUUUGUUGUUUUAUUAGCAAACAAUUUAGUAAUUACAAAAAUCCAUCAUGAUUUUAAAACAUUUAAAAACUAUUAAAAUUCUCUCAUUCCAAAGAAAUUUGUCGAGUUUUCGCAAAUUACUUGAUAUUCAUCCUACUGUUAAAAAUGCCCUGUAUCACCAAGAACCGGUAGUGGCCUUGGAAUCUACUAUUAUAACGCAUGGCAUGCCUUACCCACAAAACUUAGAAACAGCCUUUGAGGUGGAGGACAUAGUAAGAUCGUCUGGUGCCACUCCUGCCACUAUAGCCCUUAUGGAUGGUCGUCUCAAGGUGGGCCUAUCAAAAGAUGAUAUUGUCCAAUUGGCAAAAAUGGAUAGAUCUGAAGUUAUAAAGUCCUCACGCCGAGAUCUAGCUUAUGUAAUAUCCAAUGGAAAGUGUGGUGGGACGACGGUAGCCGCUACGAUGAUUGUUGCUCAUAUGGCGGGUAUAAAAAUAUUUGCCACUGGUGGUGUGGGAGGCGUACAUCGCGAUGGUCAUAUCACAAUGGAUGUUUCGGCAGAUUUAGUAGAAUUGGGACGAACUCCGGUAACGGUGGUGAGUAGUGGCGUAAAAUCCAUAUUGGAUAUACCUCGUACAUUGGAAUAUCUGGAGACCCAAGGUGUCUGUGUGGCCGCCUUUAAUAGCGAAGGUGGCAAAUUUCCCGAUUUCUAUACUCGUGAUAGUGGUUGCAAAGCUCCCUACAAUUUACAAAAUCCCCUAGAAGCUGCUAAACUUAUAAAUUCUUUGCAUCAACUACAAUUGCAAUCGGGCAUAUUAAUUGGUGUCCCCAUACCCGCUGAAUAUGCCGCCGAUAAAGAUUUAAUUACUGCCGCCAUAGAUCAAGCCUACACAGAUGCUGCCGCCCAAGGAGUGGAAGGAAAAGAAGUUACACCUUUUCUAUUGGCUGCUAUUGCAAAAAUUACGGGCGGUUCUAGUCUUAAAGCGAAUAUGGCUUUAAUUAAAAACAAUGCCCAUGUUGCUGCCAAAAUUGCUUGUGAAUUAAGCAACAUUGUUAACAAAAAUACUCAACCGUCGGAACACACAUCAACUACAUCAAGAAACCCCUUAGUAAUUGGUGCCUCAAUGUUGGAUCUUUGCCUCACUAUGUUGGAUGAUAUACCCUUAAAUCUUAAUGGCGCUACCUAUCGUACCAGUGCAAAAGAAUCGGGCGGUGGGGUAGGUCGUAAUUUGGCCGAAGCCAUUUAUAAAUUAAACGGUUCUGCUAGUUUUGUUUCGGUUAUAGGUAAAGAUCACAUGGGCCAAAGCUUGUUACAAUUAAUACCAGAAUCUAUGCGUCAGGGCAUUCUUAUUGAUCAGGAAAAAACUACCUCUAUUUGUUCUAUAAUAUUUGAUAAAUUCGGCAAUUGUAAGAUGUGUUUAGCCAAUAUGGAAAUACACAAAUCUCUAACACCAAAGGUGAUAAGACAACAAGAAGAACAAUUCAAGCAUACACCCUUAGUGGUAAUAGACAGCAAUUUAAGCGUAAAUACCAUAGAAACAAUAUUGGAAUUGUCGCUACAGUACAAUAAGCCAGUGUUUUUUGAGCCCACCGAUAUGUUAAUAGCCGGAAAACCUUUUGAGCUGGACACCACACUAACACAGCAAAUACGCUUGAUUACACCCAAUGUUUUUGAACUUAAAGCUAUAGUCGAAGCCAUAACCGGCAAAAAGAUUAAUUGGCUACCAAAUAAUGCUUUGUCAUCCCAAGAGCAACUAGUCGCCGAAUGCCAGAAUUUAUUAAAGUUGAUUGAAAAUAAAUUCGAUUGCAUUGUCGUGACUUUGGGUGCUCAUGGUGUCUUGGUUAAUUUACGUGGCAAUAGUUUUGAACAGAAAAUGUUUGAACCAUCAACGGGAGCCUAUAUAAAUUACCCAUCAACUAAAUUUUCUACCCGUUUUUAUGCUGCCCCCUCUAUUGAAAAUAUUGUAAAUGUUUCGGGUGCCGGCGAUAGUUUAUCAAGUGGCUUUAUAACUGGUUUACUACGAGGUUUAACCAUCAAUGAUAGUAUAGCUUUUGGUUUUCUGGCAGCUAAACGUUCACUACAAUCCAACUCCGCUGUGCCUGAACAAUAUUUUGCAAACAGUGAGGAAGAGCAAAAACUUUUAAGCAAUGAAAUUAAUGCCUUAAAGUAUAGAGAUUUAUAAUUUUAAAACCUAUAUAAGUUUAAAACCUAUCCUAUGAUGUUUCUGUUGUUUAUCCAAAAAGAAAAUAUGCAUUUUUAUUAUUUUUUUUUAAUUUUAUUAACAUUAUUAAUAAGCCCAUCUGUAAAUAAGUAAAAAAUAUAAAAUAAAUUUUAUAUUUGCAUUUCUUUUGACAGUAUAUU
Lucilia cuprina (Australian sheep blowfly) is the source of this 2443-nucleotide messenger RNA. RefSeq names its product pseudouridine-metabolizing bifunctional protein C1861.05. Bases 153 to 2264 code for a protein of 703 amino acids. The record is from RefSeq and is a predicted model, not a curated record. NCBI's taxonomy places the organism in Eukaryota, Metazoa, Arthropoda, Insecta, Diptera, Calliphoridae. The transcript has a single exon. Gene Ontology annotation, molecular function: pseudouridylate synthase activity; kinase activity.